CCUUAAGCGCAUGCGCCUUCGCGUUGAGCGGAAAGGGUACUCGCUGUAAUAGAGAGAAAGCGUUCCAGCAAACCGCUAUAUCUGCCUGAGGACUCCAUGCCCGUCAGACCACCAAGAAAGUACUUGUGCGGGUCUGCUUACGCUACAUCGUUCAGAGGGGGUGAGCUUUGAUGCUCACAUCACAUGUGUGUGUGCUUGCUGUAGGCAGACGCGUAUUUCUCGUUUUCCCACGGAGUGACUGUCACUAAAAACAACGUGAACUUGGUUGCAACAUCACUGUGCAGUUACGGAUUAAACCUCAUCUAUCGGGGAGAAGCCCAGUCUCAUUACAUCUGUAUCACUGAGGAUUUAAUCUUUGGAAAUGAAAGAAGGAAAAGGAUAACCUCAUGCACUAUGUAGACAUGAGAGCACCAAGGAGAAUGUGAAGAUGUCCCAGAAGGCAACUAAAACAUGGUGCCUCAGGCUUCUCCCAGCUCUCUUCUUCUUCAUUUCCUUUGUCACAUACUACUGUUCCUAUGCACUACUUCAGAGCUACGGAGGCACCAGCAAGUCUCUGAACAGUAGCAAGUCAUUCUGUGGUGCCUGGCUAACCCAGAAGAAGUGGGAGAGCCUUAAUUUUAACAUUAGCAGACAGACGGAGCUCUUUCUGAAACUGGAGGAUUUCUUCUGGCAGAAGCAUCCGUCAAAGCUGGCAUUACCUUAUGGUAUUAAGGGCUGUGAGCCGCUGUUAGUGAAAGUCCUUGCUGUUGCAAAUCACCAGGUACCAGCAAACAUUGAAAACCUUGAAUGCAGAACCUGCGUAGUCAUAGGCAAUGGCUUUGCCAUCAAAAACAGCUCACUGGGAAGCAUCAUCAACAAAUACGACGUGGUGAUUCGGUUGAAUGAUGCCCCAGUAAGAGGCUAUGAGGAGGAUGUGGGGAGCAAGACCACCAUGAGGUUCUUCUACCCCGAAUCUGCUUCUAACAACCCUGGACUGCACAACGAGCCCAGCACUCUUAUGGUCCUGGUACCUUUCAAGCAGCAAGAUCUCCGAUGGCUGAAAGAGAUCCUAUAUAAUGAGAAGAGGGUUGUCAAAGGCUUUUGGAAGCCCCCUCCCCAAAUCUGGUUAGGGGAUGUCAAUAAAAUCAGAGUGCUGGACCCCCACUUUUUGCACCAGACUGCAGAGAGACUUCUUCAGAUCCCUCUCUAUCCCAAGGGCAAACAGGCACACAUGCAAACACAUGAGCCUUAUGUUCACACCCGUCUCCUUGAACACAGGCUUGUGUUGAGUUCUCAUAGGCCUGGCCUGCAGUGGUGACAGUAUGCAGCCCCUCGCGUCCCCCUCUCACCAAGGCUCCAUGGGCUUUUGUCCAAACUAUGCGCCGGGCUGUUGCAGAGCUCUGGUGUUCUUCUGUGUCCUGGUGACCACAUGAGGAUCAUGCACACAGAACUUCAGCUGUGUCCCAUUGCAGGGUGCUCCUUACUUUCAGAUUUAAAGAAAAAAGACAGUCACGCUCAGUGCAGUAGGAAAUUGAUCCAGUGUGAUGUUUUAGAGAAGAAUGAAAAGAACAGGACUGAGCUUAUGUUUCAGUUUCUGUCUGUCAUGGUCUGAUCACCUCCUGUAUCUACAGCAGCAGAGCUCACAGUUGUUCAGACAGACCUGUUUUGAUAAAAUGUAACUUUGAGAGCAGUUAGGCCUAGCAACAUGCACGCAGUGAUAAACAUGCACUGGUUAGCUUAGCCUUGCAUAAGGACCUCUCUCUGGUAACAAAAUACCCCCCCCUCCAACAGUAUUUUAAGGUUGUCAGACAACCCGCAGAGCCAUGAGGAAGUCACUGCUACCAGUCAGAAAAUAGCACAUAACACCCUGUUAAACUUCAACAAAUUAAACAAAUGAGCCGUAGUGUGCCAAUUAGUGAGCUAUAAAGGAGUUGAUAGAAGGAUGUUGUUACUUUUUGACAGAAUAAUAAGAUGAUGAUAAAACAUGAAUGAUAUACAUUUAUCUGAUUUUAUAGUCAACUAAUAAGGGCACUUUAGUUUUUGUGUAUAAAAUAAAGUGUUGAGGCAAUCAGUAAACCUUGGCUAGAGUUAAUAUGGGAAGUAAGCAGCUGUAAACAUUGGUAAGUGCAACAGAAAUGUCCUUGCAGACAGGGUGUUCACAAAGGAUACUUGAUGAUAACAUGGAAAGCCAAAGAGGAGAGAGAUAUGAAAAGUUUGGUUGGAAACUGUGCACUAUUUUGGGAAGAGAUGGAAACAGAAAGUUUCUUGUAUCUCGUGGUCAUGUGGAAAUGAUUCUUUUUCUUGCCUCUGUGAACAGGGAUAAUCAUUGACAGAGUCAUAUGGGAAAUGGCAAGAAACACAGAAAAAUCUGUGCACAGUAAGAGCUCGCCAGGGACAGUAUAACAAACAUGUCUCACCUCAUUAAAUAUCACAUUAGUUUUAUUUCUAAAAAGCAGCCAGUAGGGUCGGAAAAUGCCAGUUUAUUUGUUGUUGUUGUUGUUUUUGUUUUAUUUUAUUUUUUUCAGCAAAGACAGAUCUCAACAGUGACUGUAGCCCUAUAUUUGGGACAAAGACUUCUUUUUUGUGGGCUUGCACAAGGCACUGUCAUUUACUUAGAAAGUAAGCAUUUCGACAUAGAGACAAAAUGAGAUGUUAAAAACAGAUAGAGGGGGAAGACAUGAAACAAAGGUACCAAACUGGAAUCAAACUGGAGUAAUUUGGUAUGCAUAUGAUGCCAGGAUGCCCUUUUAUUUGUGUACAGUCUUAGACAUGUCUCCUAGGGCAUAAUCUCCCAUUCUUUGUUAUCUAUGAAAGAUGAUGUGAGAUAUGUGGAGAGAAUGAAUGAUGAAAGAGACGUGCUGACCUCUCCACACCAUCUCUCAUCUAGCAGUAGGUGGUGCACACAGUGCUUCAGCUAAACAUUGAUUUGAAGAAGGUCAGUACUUAUUUUUGUAGAGAUUUCAUUUUAUCACUUAAGAGGUUUCUGCUGAUCAUUGCCAAAAAAAUGGAAUUAAUUGGUUGUAAUUAGCAAAGGGGGUAAAGACGAUGAAUGAAUACUUAAUAAUGAACAAUGAAUCAGAGUCAGCUGAAUGUAUCAAUGUGCCGGGGAUAGAAAAUGAACGUUUUGGUUUGGUUUGGUUAAGUCUUCUCCUGUAGGAAGUUGUGAAUGAAAGUGCAUUCAAGAUGACUUUUUUAUUUUUUACUGUUUGGGGUGGGGAACUGUUAUACCUUUAUUAGAUCAUUAGCAGUGAAGCGAUAUCGGGAAACAAGAGGAAAUUAGUGUUGUCUUGUGAAAAUAAAAUGGCUUUAAUCAGUAUAAUGGAAUUAAAAUUUACUCCCAGAGUAUUUAGAAGAUUUUUUUUUUUCCUUUUUCUCCGUUUCUUUCUUUCUUCUGCUUGUUUUACAACAGCGAAGUAACAGUCUACUAACAAAAGAUUACUCUCCGACUGCCCAAAAAUAACAGUGUCUUGAGUGAGUCAUGUUUUUAACCUUUUCAUGUGGACAGGGUAAUCCGCUGUAUCAAAUGAUCCACUACAGUACAACAGCACUAAAAUAGCAUACUUUGUUCUUUCCUUUUUUUCUGGUGUCUAACUCUAUUCCGAUAUUUUUCAUACCAAGUACGCUCUUAAUUUAAAUAAAUUAUUUUGCUUUGAGUACAGCAAUUAUCUAAUUAUUUUACUUAAAAAGCAGGUUGUUAGUUGUUACUGGGAUCAGUGCUUGUCUUCAGAAGAUCAAGGGGUUGAAUGAACAAUGAGUUUGCAUUGUGGGAAGUGCUGUGUAAGAAAGAGUGUCUUAGUGCUGAACCAGUCAGCAAUGACUGCAUUAAAACUAUAAAUUGUACACGAGUAUGUUGUGCUUUGACCUAUUGUUGGUUACCUUGACUCUGAGCUGCAAGGCAUUACAUUUAGAUAAUGAGGAGUCUUUUCCGAAGAGUCAACAGCUGUACUAAAGAUUAUGAUUAUCCUUGUGUGAUAUUUCAAGAGGGUGAAUAAUUUGCCAGGUCGGCUUGGCGCUCACUUUGUUUUGCAACAUAACAUGAUGUUUUACUUCGCUUAACACUAAUUAAGCAGAUUCUCGAAACAACUUACAAUGAAUGCAUUAAGUCUUUUUAGAAAAAAGUCAGAUGUGGUCAGCAAUUGUUUGCAUUUAAGUCUUACGAGCGGUUCAAAACAAUUCUGCAGUAUAAAACAGCCUUGUGUUGAUGACCUGCAGGUGAAGGGCAGAGACAGCAGUUUCUGCUGUGCUCUGUUGCCAUCUAGUGGUGAAAUGAGAGGCUGCAGUGUGAUUAAGGCAUAUUCAUGUCUGCAAAUUUUCACUAGCACCAGUUUUCACUACAGAACAAGUAUGACAUACCAUACUUGUUGAUUAAUGCAACUAUUUGUUGUUUCCAGUAAGCUAAAACCCCUCUGAGGGCAAUCUGUAUAUGAUUCUGGUGUUUUUGCAUGUAGAAAAAUAACUGAGUGUGGUGAAAUUUUGCAAUCUUACUUGCGUAUUACUUUGAUUACUUUGAAUUGUCAGGACACACGCAGUUAUUGCAAUGAGG
This is a messenger RNA of Scatophagus argus, 4522 nucleotides long. RefSeq names its product ST3 beta-galactoside alpha-2,3-sialyltransferase 4 (gene st3gal4). The transcript is spliced from 11 exons. Gene Ontology annotation, biological process: glycolipid biosynthetic process. The record is from RefSeq and is a predicted model, not a curated record. Lineage: Eukaryota; Metazoa; Chordata; Actinopteri; Scatophagidae. The coding region runs from base 428 to 1297 and encodes 289 amino acids. Gene Ontology annotation, molecular function: sialyltransferase activity.